AUGUCCAUGUCCUACACUCCCAGCCCUCUCUAUCCCUCUGCAUCCCAGCCGACGCGACGAGAUCGUAUGGCGUCUGCCCUGCGCACUCUGAUGACCAACGAUAAUCUCGAUCCGGAAAUUUUACGGGCAGGCACCCAGUGGAUGACUGCCCUCGAGGAAUUCACUCAGACUUUCACGCCGCAAGCCACGUUCCAACCAGCUUCUGCACAGACCAACCUUCCCUUAGACAUCAAUACGACGCCCAUCGACCUCGCCCUGUGCACCGGGUCCUCUUUUCCUUUGGAAAGCGGACCAAGCUCCACCAACCCCGUGCAGAGCUGGCUGGGCGAUAUCUUUUCCCGCCCUAGCCUGUCCAACAACCUUCCAGCGCACCUAAUGGGUUGUGAUUUCACGUUAGACUUUGCACGGAUCUCCGACGAGGGGGACGUCAUCUUGAACUCAGCGGAGAUCGACCACAGCAGCAGCACCAGUACUAGUACCAGUAUCUGCAAUAGCAGCGUUGGAACUAGCAGCUUAGCUGACUUUAUCGCACAAACUCCCCAGACGAGCCCUGCGCCUUUGCUAUCCCUUAACGAGACCUCGACGCGACCGCCCUUACAGCUCCCCUUCGCCACCGACCGACGAUCCCAAGAGAGAUCUCGACCACGGCCGUCAAAGCACCAGCGCGCGCACUAUAUAGUUGAGAAACGGUACCGGGCGGGGCUCCAUGAGCGGUUUGAAGCCUUACGGGAGUGUGUGGAGAACUGGAAGCACCAGCACCAGCAAAAGGAAUCACAGCAAGAACAGCAGUCCAGUUCUCCCCUCUCGCCAGGCACGACUACGGACGGGACCAACGAAGGUGCGAACCGGGGUGCCACACGACUCAAUAAGUCGGAGGUGCUGUGUGAAGCAGUGGCCUAUAUCAACCUCCUACAGGAAGAAAACGAGGUCGUGAUAGAACACAUGAAGCUGCUGAUUCGGCGAUUUCGAGCGACAAAACAGGCGUUGCAGCAGGGCUAG
Molecule: messenger RNA, 999 nt
Organism: Penicillium oxalicum
Lineage: Eukaryota; Fungi; Ascomycota; Eurotiomycetes; Eurotiales; Aspergillaceae
Exons: 2
Coding region: 1-999 (332 amino acids)
Molecular function (GO): protein dimerization activity
Source: RefSeq, a predicted model, not a curated record